AUGAGUCUGGAUUCUUUUGAAGAGUGUUUGUACGCAGCUUCUUUUGCCGCCUAUGAGUCAGUCUGGUGGAUUGGCAAUGACACACACUCGCUGGCACCUAACCUCCAAGGCGGUCGCCUGUUCGCCAACCCCACGGACUACACAGCCGUCAGACGUGAUCUCGCUCGUCUACGUACCCACCAGCUGCCACCCUCCGGCUCCUACGAGAUAACCAUCACUCUUGUUAGUGCAUUCGCCUCUGGAUCACGUCUCCCCGUCUCAGAUGAUUGGCUCUCGACGUCGUCCAGUCAGGGACACAGCUUUGGUGAUUGGCUACGCCUCUCGGUUGAUCCCGGACUUCUCGAUCUCCAGCGCUAUGUCCCUUUAAAUGUGUAC
This is a messenger RNA of Dibothriocephalus latus, 375 nucleotides long. The record is from the annotation of a GenBank genome assembly. NCBI's taxonomy places the organism in Eukaryota, Metazoa, Platyhelminthes, Cestoda, Diphyllobothriidea, Diphyllobothriidae.